This is a messenger RNA of Guyanagaster necrorhizus, 438 nucleotides long. RefSeq names its product cytidine deaminase-like protein. The coding region runs from base 1 to 438 and encodes 145 amino acids. Gene Ontology annotation, biological process: cytosine metabolic process; pyrimidine-containing compound salvage; cytidine metabolic process. NCBI's taxonomy places the organism in Eukaryota, Fungi, Basidiomycota, Agaricomycetes, Agaricales, Physalacriaceae. The transcript has 3 exons. Gene Ontology annotation, molecular function: cytosine deaminase activity; diaminohydroxyphosphoribosylaminopyrimidine deaminase activity. The record is from RefSeq and is a predicted model, not a curated record.
AUGGUUCUCUCCGGCGGAAAUGUUGAACAGAAAACUGCUGCAACUGAAUCACCGUCAGAGCGCGAUCUGAAGGGUAUGCAACACGCCAUUGAACAAGCUAGGAUUGGUUUUAUGGAGGGCGGUAUUCCCAUUGGAGCUGUCCUGAUGGAUGACACCGGAGAGAUCAUUGCUGUAGGGCGUAACAGAAGGGUACAGGAGAAUAGUGCGAUCAAACACGGUGAAACAGACUGUUUGAACACUGCUGGGCGCCUGCCACCAAGUGUCUACUCAAAGUGUACAAUGUACACUACUCUAUCGCCAUGUCCGAUGUGCUCCGGCGCAUGCCUUCUAUUUGGCAUUCCACGAGUCGUCAUUGGUGAGAACACGACAUUUACAGGUCCGGAGUCUUUUCUCAAAGAACGGGGAGUUGAAGUUAUCAACCUUGGCACGUAUGUUUAA